Salmo salar (Atlantic salmon) is the source of this 3330-nucleotide messenger RNA. The record is from RefSeq and is a predicted model, not a curated record. Lineage: Eukaryota; Metazoa; Chordata; Actinopteri; Salmoniformes; Salmonidae.
AGGAGUGGGGAGAUGUGCCUAGGCAACAACGAAAUAAAGAACCAUGCAGUGAAGUACUCUGCUGCCCCUCAACCCACCACCUAUGCACUACUACAGGAGAAGACUGAUCUGAAGCUGCCAACUGGCUAUGGGAGAGCCCCCAACGUGGGCCUGCAGGCACCUCUCUACUAGGGUCCAGCAGCAAGAGCAAGCCUUUCUCCAGAACAUCAAGAAGCUGUUGAAGAUCCCCUACACUAAGUCCCAUGGCAGUCCACCGUGUGGGAAGGACUCUCCUCCUAGAUGAACUGGCUCUUCAUGAGUUCUUCUCAGAGAGGAGAUUGGACAUGGCUAAUGGAGUUUUACCAGAGGGUAAUAGAUCGGAAGUGGUAGAGGGAAAAGAAGAGUAAAGAUCACUGGUACCAAAAAGCAAUCCUGUCCAAGUUCCUCUACUACAAGUGAGAUACUUGAGUAUAAAUGGUGAUGGAGCCACAGAGCCUGUCCCUGAAUCAGACAACCCUGAUGAGGAGUGUGGGGCGGAGGAGUUUGGUCCCUCCUGGCCCGUUACCUUCAUCAGCACUGCUUCAGACUCGGAGGAGGCUGCAGCACACAGAGGAAAGUCUUCACAUGGGACAGCAAGUAUGCAUUGGGACAAGUGGCUUCCAAAGAGCUGAACCUUACCACAUUGUUCAACAAAGGGGAGAACAGUCAGGGUUUGAGGAAUGACUUUGUGAGGAACAUCUUGUGGAUGUUUGAGGACAUCCACAUGCUGGUGUGGUCCAACAUGCCUAUCUUUGGAGAAGGAUGCUACCCAGCCUGCGGCUCAGGUCAGAAUCACGAAAAACGGGGAACAAUGGCCAUUAUUCAUGUCAGUCAAUAUAAAAAUGUUCAGAUGGUUUACUACUGUUCCACAGCAAUGUUCCCCUGCAAAAUACCUAGAAGGUUCUUUCUUUUUUAGGAAUAACCACAAGCCAAUCAACAUUCUCACAGGUAUUGACUACUGGCUGGACAAUCUGAUGUGCAAUGUUCCAGAGCUCGUCAUGUGCUUUCACGUCAAUGGCAUCGUCCAUAAAUAUGAGAUGAUCUGAACAGAGGACAUCCCUGAUCUUGAGAACUCCACCUUCUCAACCAUGGUUGUGAAAGACACCGCUCAGAACAUUUGGUUCUUUCUCAAGUCUAACUGCACCAUAAAGGGCUUUACCAACUGGCUCUUCAAAGCUAGUGGAAGUGACAUCGUAAAGCUGUAUGACCUCAUCACUCUCGAGGAAGCAGCAGAGGAGAAAUGCCAGAACCCCUUCACCCUGCCUGUGGAUGUGCUUCUUUACAAAGUGGCUAGCAACAUGAUACUGAAGAAGAGCCAGAACAGGAAGCAGUAUGGGACAAUCGGAACGUUGAUCCUCAACUGUGUCAAGCUCCUGGACCAGGACAGGCACCCACAGGAUGGACUGGACUCUUACUUACUCCACAAGACCAAAGGUCUUUGUUUGUUUCUCAAAUUUCCAUGCAGACCUUUCAUUGAUAUCCAGAGACAUUUGCAAAAAUAUAUAUAUCUAUAUUAUCCUCUCUCACUCUCUCCCGCCCUCCCCCUCCGUCUCUCUCCGUUCCCCUCUCUCUCUUUCUCUGACGCUGCCUCUAACCUGCUGAAGAACGGCCGGGCCCUGCGCUACAUCAAACUGGCCCUGCAGUGCCACGAGGCCUACUGUUCGGUGAGGAGUAUCCUGUACCUGCUGGUGCUACUGUUCCACAUCCAUCUGUCUCUGUGUGGGGACAUCCAGCUGUUGCUGGCCCAGAACGCAAGUAACCGUGCUGCCUACCUGGAGGAGUACAGCUACCAGACCAACGAGGACCAGGAGAGAGCGAGCAGCUGCCAGGUGAACAAGUCUGUAUCUAUAGCUGAGCAGGAGAUGUGGAAGAAGAGUUUCUCGUGCUUUGAGAAGGGCAUGAAGAACUUUCAGGCCAUUGAGUACAGCACCAACACCUCUCUGCUGGUGUGCAACACAGGCAAACUGAUGAGGAUCUGUGCCCAGGCCCACUGUGCUACUACCUACCUGAGGGCUAUGCAGUCCUUGGCCACCAGAGGGAACCACCCUGCAGUGUGGGACUUGGUCAACUGGGAGCUGUCCACUAACUACUUUAGCCUGGCCACUCUACUGCAGGAUGUUGCCCCUCUGUCCAGAAAGGCCCAGGAACAGAUUGAGCAGGAGGUGACGGAGGCCAUGCUGAAGUCUCUGAAUUACUGUGACCUGCAGACCAAGUCAGCCCGCCAGCCUCUCUACCAGUACAGAGCUGCCUCCAUGUACCACAGCUGCUUCCGCAACCAGGUGGGGGAUGAGCACCUGAGGAAACGGCACAGGAGCCUGGCAGAGCUGCACUACAGCAAGGCUGUCUGCCUGUCCCUCAGCCUGAAGGACGCGCCCUUCGAGCUGCUCCGCGCCCUGCUGGAGAGGGUGGCCUUCUCCGAGUUCACCAUGGCAGAUGGAUGGCCCAGAGUUGACAGGACCCCCUGACAGUAGUGCAUACGGCCCCACCUCCUCAGGGCUGAACACUAAAGGAAGUGAUGAAGUUGAUUGGUGUCUUUGAGCUCAGUUCCUCCAUCCUACUGCUGCAGCUGGUCAAGCUGAUGACAACCAUGAAGCGCAAACCAAGAAACAAGGACGAGGAGCUUCUGAAGACCUAUUAGAAUGGUUACUCUAAACUACUUCAACCUGAAGACUGCUCCACUCUUCAGACGUGUUGAGCUCUUCCUCGACCUCCUGCAACAGCUGACCCCACAGACAGGAAGUGGGGACCUCUGGGGCAGGGUCAUGACGACAACCGAAAUAACAGACCCUUACCAAGGUGUUCAAUGCUCUUCACACAUACACCUGCAAUGUGAAAUUAUCACCAGCUGUUCCUUACUACCAGAUUGAGCAAUCCACAAUUUUGCCUUUUGGUAUUUAAAUGUUUAUUUAUUUUAUUUUUAGAUUUUGUUUUACAAUUCCUGCACUUCACCUUUUCAACUGACAUCGUUUUGUAAAGGGGAUUUGGAAAUUAAAUUUACAGAUAUACAUUUUUCUUUAUCCCUAACUAAAUGAGGGAUACAUGAACUUUACUUAAACUUUGGAGUACCCGUAUCUCAACGGGAUUUGGUUUUAUAAACCUGAAUUAUAGUAACUAUGCUGUGAAGAAACGGAAGCUGAAAUGAAGUUUAUUGUAACAACAUUUCAAAAUGAAAAUAUGCGAUAGCCUGCAGGCAAUGUUGAAUGCAAACGAUCCAUUCAAAGGAUAAUUUGUAGUGGUUGCUGUAUUUAUGUUUGAAUGUGUGUGCCUGCAUGUUUGCCCUGACUUGAAAUAAAGGUUAGUAUAUAUUUCUAA